Molecule: messenger RNA, 10368 nt
Organism: Drosophila sechellia
Lineage: Eukaryota; Metazoa; Arthropoda; Insecta; Diptera; Drosophilidae
Gene: Itpr
Product: Inositol 1,4,5,-trisphosphate receptor
Exons: 20
Coding region: 1007-9559 (2850 amino acids)
Biological process (GO): calcium ion transmembrane transport
Cellular component (GO): endoplasmic reticulum; membrane
Molecular function (GO): inositol 1,4,5-trisphosphate-gated calcium channel activity; inositol 1,4,5 trisphosphate binding
Source: RefSeq, a predicted model, not a curated record
CGCGCUUUCAGUCGGACGUGUUUUCGCUGGGUUCUUCCGCGUCGGUCCACCUUAUCUGCGCUGCGCUGGCACUUCGUUGGAGUGAGGGAGACGGAGGAGCUGAGCGGUACGGUACACGAAGUCGCGCAUGACGCGGCGCCCUGGAAAAUUGCAUUUUCGUACGCUUCGAGCGCGUAAUUUAUGCCCGAAAUGCUGGCCAAUUUCAAUUUGUUGGCCUGAAUGCGACGAGCGUGUGUGGGUGUGUGGGUGUGUGUGCGUGAGUGGGAAAAGUGCCUGGAAAAGUGCGUAGAAAUCGACAAUCGUUUUGUUUGCCCGCGCUGCUGCUGCGCUGCGACUGCGCUGCUUGUGGGUGGUCAACGGGAUCGCGGGGCUGGGAGAGCCGAUUGUUGACGUUGUUUCGCAUGCUGCCUCUCUUUCUCGCAGCCGGAAUUGUUUGUCGCGUGUUUUAACGGCUAUUUCUUAUUGACAAAACCGCCUCUGACGACGUCGCUGCCCCGGCAUUGUUAUUGUUAUUGUGUGUGGUUUCUGGCGCUCUUCUUCUUCUCCCUCCUCGCCGUAUUCCCACUUAUUGUUAUUCUCUCUUUUCCGCGGCUAAGUGCGCGCACUCAAGGUGAAAAUAUUUUAAGUUCUUUCGAGUGCCCGCGAGUGUUUGAAUUUGAAUAAAAUAAAUAUAAAGUCAAAUUCGAUUUACGAUCGUCGCCUAUCGACGGAUGAUUCAAUACCCAUCACCAUACAGUGGCACAUCUGUACAAGGGAUAUUUUCACAUUCUGCGGACAUAACGAGGCCGACAAAUCAGUGCAAUUAACUCGCGUAACCGACUGCGCCUCCAAACAAUAGCUCCCAGCUCAGGAACAGCUACGGGCAGAGAAACAGCAACAGGCACGUGGGGAGCAUCGGGUGGAGACCCAUUGUUGCGCCACCUGGCGGCAGCCACUGUACACACUCGGCACCCUCGACUUGGUUUCCAAUCCCUUCGCGAGCCCCAACCCACAGAGGGCUUCAGACAUGGGCGAAAAUAUAAUUGGCUCGGCGAGCUUCCUGCACUUGGGGGACAUUGUGUCCCUCUAUGCGGAGGGCAGCGUUUGCGGUUUCUUGAGCACACUCGGCCUGGUCGAUGAUCGCACAGUGGUGUGUCCCGAGGCCGGAGACCUCAGCUGUCCGCCUAAGAAGUUCAGGGACUGCCUCAUCAAAAUAUGCCCCAUGAAUCGCUAUUCCGCGCAGAAACAAUUUUGGAAAGCAGCUAAGCAAUCGGCCAGCUCCAAUACGGAUCCCAAUCUUCUCAAGCGUUUGCAUCAUGCGGCGGAGAUCGAGAAGAAACAAAACGAGACGGAGAACAAGAAGCUGCUGGGCACCUCAAUCCAAUAUGGACGGGCUGUGGUGCAGUUACUGCAUCUGAAGUCCAACAAAUACUUGACAGUUAACAAGCGGCUGCCGUCGCUGCUGGAGAAGAAUGCCAUGCGCGUUUAUCUGGACGCCAACGGGAACGAGGGCUCGUGGUUCUACAUCAAGCCCUUCUACAAGCUACGCUCCAUCGGCGAUUACGUGGUGGUGGGGGACAAGGUUAUUCUAAGUCCGGUGAACGCGGAUCAGCAGAACCUCCAUGUGGCAGCCAACUACGAACUGCCCGACAAUCCCGGCUGCAAGGAGGUCAACGUUCUGAACUCGUCGACCUCCUGGAAGAUCUCGUUGUUCAUGGAGCACAAGGAGAACCAGGAGCACAUCCUCAAGGGCGGCGACGUGGUGCGUCUAUUCCAUGCCGAGCAGGAAAAGUUUCUCACCAUGGACGAGUACAAGAAGCAGUACCACGUCUUUCUGCGCACCACCGGACGCACCAGUGCCACAGCGGCCACAAGUAGCAAGGCGCUCUGGGAGAUCGAGGUGGUUCAGCACGACUCCUGCCGUGGCGGUGCCGGCGAUUGGAACUCUCUGUACCGUUUCAAGCACCUGGCUACGGGACACUAUCUGGCAGCCGAGGCGGAAAUCGAUGUUUCGGCCGGCGCGAUGUCUGCCACUUCUGCAUCAGGACACGAUCUGCAUUUGGGCGAUUGUAGCAAGGACUCUGGCCUCAGCUGCUCCACCAUGAACUCUACCAUAAACGACAAACCCAAGGGAAAGCAGUACCGCCUCGUGUCCGUUCCGUAUUCUGCGGACAUUGCCUCGGUGUUCGUUCUGGACGCCACCACAAUGGCACGUCCCGACAGUCUGGUCCCACAGUCCAGCUAUGUGCGACUGCAGCACAUUUGCUCCAACACCUGGGUUCAUGCCACUUCAAUACCCAUCGAUGCCGACGACGACAAGCCGGUGAUGUCGAUGGUCUGCUGCUCACCCAUCAAGGAGGACAAGGAGGCCUUUGCGCUGAUUCCCGUCUCCCCGGUGGAGGUUCGCGACCUGGACUUCGCCAAUGACGCGUGCAAAGUGCUAGCCACGGUUACCAGCAAGCUGGACAACGGCAGCAUCUCCAUCAACGAGCGACGGGCACUGAUCUCGCUGCUGCAGGAUAUAGUGUACUUUAUAGCCGGAAUGGAGAACGAACAGAACAAGACAAAGGCUCUGGAAUUCACCAUCAAGAACCCAAUCAGAGAUCGGCAGAAAUUGCUGCGCGAACAGUACAUCCUUAAGCAGCUGUUCAAGAUCUUACAGGGUCCUUUUCAAGAGCACACAGCCGGAGACGGUCCGUUCCUGCGGUUGGAUGAGCUCAGUGAUCCGAAGAACAGUCCUUACAAGAAUAUCUUUCGUCUGUGCUACCGUAUCCUGAGGUUGUCGCAACAGGAUUACCGGAAGAACCAGGAGUACAUCGCCAAGCACUUUGGCCUAAUGCAGAAGCAGAUCGGAUACGAUAUUCUGGCAGAGGACACCAUCACGGCCCUGCUGCACAACAACCGAAAGCUGCUGGAGAAACACAUAACGGCCGCAGAAAUUGAAACCUUCGUCGGUCUUGUGCGGAAGAACAUGCACAACUGGGACUCGCGGUUUCUCGACUACCUCUCAGACUUGUGCGUGUCCAAUCGCAAGGCUAUCGCGGUCACCCAGGAGUUGAUUUGCAAGAGCGUGCUGAGCGACAAGAACAAGGACAUACUGAUCGAGACGCAGGUAAGAGCACUGCGGACCGGAUCCGGCCCAGCGCGCUGCUACAAGGGCACCUCCGAGGACGUGUGCCUGGCCACGCUCGCCGAGGACGCCGGCGACGAUGAGGAUCGGUCUGAUGUGCAGUCCACGUCCACCACAACCACCUGGGACAGUGCCAGCCUGAACGAGGACGAUGGUAGCCCAUCUACGGGGGAUAAGUACGAAAUCCACCUCAAGUGGACGGGACAACCGACAUCCCGGUCCAUGGCUGAUUUGGCCAGUUGCGAUGGCGGCGAGCUGGAGGCGGCUAUUCUGAACUACUAUCGCCACCAGUUGAAUCUGUUCUCCAACAUGUGCCUCAACCGCCAGUACUUGGCCCUAAAUGAGCUUUCGCCUCGCCUGGAUAUUGACUUAAUCCUGAAAUGCAUGUCGGAUGAAACCAUGCCCUACGAGCUGAGAGCUUCGUUCUGCCGAUUGAUGUUGCACCUUCACGUGGAUCGCGAUCCCCAGGAACCAGUGACACCUGUGAAGUAUGCCCGCCUUUGGAGUGAGAUACCGUCAAAGAUGUCCAUACAGGACUACGAUGGCAAGAACCAGCAGCCAGAUCAAAACAAGCAAGCCUGUCGCGCCAAGUUCAACACAACCAUCGCCUUUGUGGAGAACUACCUGUGCAAUGUGGCCACCAAGGUGUGGCUCUUCACAGAUCAAGAGCAAAACAAACUCACCUUCGAGGUUGUUAAGCUCGCAAGGGAUCUGAUUUAUUUCGGAUUCUACAGCUUUAGCGAUCUUCUAAGACUCACCAAGACGCUUCUGUCCAUCCUGGACUGCGUCUCGGAUACUUCAUCAGGUGCCUUUGCCAGCACGGAUAUUGAUUCUGAAGGUGGAGUUCUACGCUCUAUUGGGGACAUAAACACAGUAAUGACAUCUUUGGCCCUGGGAUCAGUGGGCCAGGCCAUAGCUGCGCCCACGAUCUCCCUGCAGCAGCGGAAGUCCGUCUCCCAGUUAAUGAAGGAGUAUCCCUUGGUGAUGGACACCAAACUGAAGAUAAUCGAGAUACUGCAGUUCAUUUUGGACGUUCGUCUGGACUAUAGGAUCAGCUGCCUGCUCUCCAUAUUCAAGCGGGAGUUCGACGAGUCCGAGGUGGCCGCUUCGGCCGCUAACAAUGAGGCAAGUCAGCAGCAGUCGCAACAACAGGCACCGCAGACGCCUGCCAGCUCCAAUGAGACCGAUCUCCUCGAUAGUGCUGAGUCUGUGGCCGCCGGAGCUGCCGCAGCCGCCGCCACCGCUGCCCGCCAGAAGAACAUCGACCUGGAGUCCAUCGGCGUGCAGGCGGAGGGAAUCUUCGACUGCGAGCGGAGCGACGCAGCUAACCUGGACCUGGAUGGCCAGGGCGGACGUACUUUUCUGCGUGUCCUACUCCACCUGAUCAUGCACGACUACGCUCCCCUGGUCUCGGGUGCCCUGCACCUUCUGUUCCGGCACUUCAGUCAGCGCCAGGAGGUCCUCCAGGCUUUUCGACAGUUUAAAAAAACACAACUAACAAAGUGGACUUUCAACGCAUACCGUACCGACCGAUCUUUUGAUUUUGUGCAACUUCUGGUGUCGGACAGUGACGUGGAGUCCUAUAAGCAAAUCAAGUCCGAUCUGGACAUCCUUCGCCAGAGCGUGGAAAAGUCGGAGCUGUGGGUGUACAAGGCAAAGGCCACCGAUGAGUUGGGGGCCACCGACGCUGGCGGAGAUGCUGUUAGCCUGGAGUACAAUGCCGCCUUGUCGCAGGAGCAGCGAAACGAGUACCGCAAGGUCAAGGAGAUUCUCAUCCGCAUGAACAAAUUUUGCGUAACUGCCUCCGGUCCAGGUUCGGUGGUCAAGCCACGCAAGCAUGAGCAACGACUGCUCCGCAAUGUUGGCGUCCACACCGUCGUCCUCGAUCUCCUCCAGAAUCCGUACGACGAGAAGGACGACGAGCUGAUGAAGGAGCUCAUGUGUCUGGCCCACGAGUUCCUGCAGAACUUCUGUCUGGGCAAUCAGCAGAACCAAGUCCUGCUGCACAACCACCUCGAUCUGUUCCUGAAUCCGGGCAUUCUGGAGGCGAAGACUGUGUGCGCCAUCUUCAAGGACAACUUGGCCCUGUGCAACGAGGUGACGGACAAGGUGGUACAGCACUUUGUGCACUGCAUCGAAAUCCAUGGCCGUCACGUAGCCUACCUGCAGUUCCUGCAGACCAUAGUGCGGGCGGAGAACCAGUUCAUCCGCCGCUGCCAGGACAUGGUGAUGCAGGAGCUCAUCAACUCCGGCGAGGAUGUGCUGGUCUUCUACAACGACAAGGGUUCCUUCAACCACUUCGUUCAGAUGAUGCAGCAGCAGAUGCUGCGCAUGGAAAAGCUCAGCGACGACAGCCCCUUGAAGUAUCACGUCGAGCUGGUGAAGCUCCUGGCUUGCUGCACCAUGGGCAAGAACGUCUACACGGAGAUUAAGUGCAACAACCUUCUCUCUCUGGACGACAUAGUGACUAUCAUCUGCCACCCAUUGUGCAUGCCGGAGGUUAAGGAAGCCUACGUGGACUUUCUUAACCACUGCUACAUUGACACGGAGGUCGAGAUGAAGGAGAUCUACGCCUCCGGGCACAUGUGGAGCCUGUUCGAGAAGAGCUUCUUGGUGGACAUCAACCAGCUCAUCACAAACCCCGCCGCCGCCAGCAACAAGACGCUCCAAGCGUACGUCCUGAAUGGGGUAACCAAUCUUUUAGGCAGCUUCUUUGCCAGUCCGUUUUCGGAUCAGAGUGCCAUCGUGCAGUCUCGCCAGUUGAUCUUCGUCCAGCUGCUACAGGCUGCGCACAGAAUCACCCAGUGCCGCUGGCUGUCGCUGGGUGAUCGUUUCAACGUGGAAAACUGCAUCCGCACGCUGACAGAGUCGGCCAAAAUGCGUAGCAUCGCACUGCCCCCCGAGCUGGAGCAGCAGGUGGCCACAAUGUCCAGCAAGACGGCUAUGCUAACCCGACAGACCACUAAAUGGCUGCUGGCCUCCAAGCAGCCCAAGUACGAGGCUCAGCAAGCGGCCAGUCUGAUGCGCUGGGACCGCUCAAUCAUCGAGGGCUUGCAGGACAUAGUGUCUCUCUUGGAGGAUCAACUAAAGCCGGUGGUGGAGGCGGAACUAUCUCUGCUAGUGGAUAUACUGUACCGCUCAGAGCUGCUCUUCCCCGCCGGAACAGAGGCCCGGAAGCGCUGCGAAAGCGGUGGAUUCAUCCGAAAGCUAAUCAAGCACACCGAAAAGCUGCUGGAGGAGAAGGAGGAGCGCAUGUGUGUAAAGGUUCUUCGCACGCUGCGUGAAAUGAUGGCCAUUGAUGUGAACUACGGCGAGAAGGGCGAUGCACUGCGACAGACACUUUUGCUACGCUACUUCCAGAGCAAAAGCACGCCCAGGUUGCCGGAGGAUGAGGUUCCUCUGCUUGCCGCUCCUUUGAUGGAUCCAGCUAAGCAAAACCACCUAGUGACCCACGGACCAGGGGCGAAGUAUUUGCAGCGAGCGGGCAAAACGCUUCACGAGAUGCAGAACCACUUGGACAGAGAAGGCGCCUCGGAUCUUGUGGUCGAGCUGGUUAUCAAGUCCGUUCACUCGCCCAAUAUUUUUGUCGAGGCUGUGGAAUUGGGCAUUGCACUUCUGGAAGGCGGCAACCCCAUUAUACAGAAGGGUAUGUUCCAGAAGUUCCUCAGUGACGACCUCAACCAGGCCUUCUUUAAAGUCUUCUUUGAGAAGAUGAAGGAUGCACAGCAAGAGAUCAAGUCCACCGUCACUGUGAACACCACCGACAUUGCGGCUAAAGCCCAGGAGCACAAACAGGACACCAAUCUGGAGCUAGACAAGAUCGCUCGCAAGCAUGGCCUCAAGAGCAACGGAGUGGUGAUCACUGAGGAACUAAAGCGGGAACUCCACAAUGCCGGACUGGCAACAGCCCGUGCCUACGGGAAUGCACGAAACAUCCACUCCGGCGAGGACAGCUCUGCCAUCAGUGUGAACAGUCCGCUGGAGGAUAUACUGGCCGAGAAGCUGGAAAAGCACAAGGACAGUCGGGAUCAGCGCAACCAAUUGUCAAACAAGGUGCUGGUCAUGCAACCUAUCUUGCGGUUCCUUCAGCUGCUCUGCGAAAACCACAAUCCGGACAUGCAGAACCUGUUGAGGAACCAGAACAACAAGACGAACAACAACCUGGUAUCGGAGACGCUUAUGUUCCUAGACUGCAUUUGUGGCUCCACGACCGGCGGUUUAGGAUUACUAGGCCUGUACAUAAACGAGCAUAACGUGGCCCUGAUCAACCAGACGUUGGAGGCCCUCACGGAAUACUGCCAAGGACCGUGCCACGAGAACCAGAACUGCAUAGCCACGCACGAAUCAAAUGGGCUGGACAUCAUCACGGCGCUUAUUCUGAAUAAUAUCAAUCCACUGGGCGAGAACCGCAUGGAUCUGGUCCUGGAGCUGAAGAACAAUGCCUCCAAGUUGCUCCUGGCCAUUAUGGAAAGUCGGGGAGACAGCGAAAACGCGGAACGCAUUCUGUACAACAUGAACCCCAAGCAACUGGUAGAGGUGGCCUGCAAGGCAUACCACCAGGAGGAGCUAAUCGACGAGCAAGACGAUGGGGAUGAGCCGGACGUCGGGUCGGACGAUGAUGACGCCACUGUGAGUCCGCGGGAGGUGGGUCACAACAUAUACAUUCUGUGCCACCAGCUGGCGCAGCACAACAAGGAGUUGGCCGGCCUGCUCAAAGCCUCCGAGGAUCCGCAGUCCGCCAGCUUCGACGCCAAGACAAGUCAGGCCUUGAUGUACUACGCCACGCACACUGCCCAGAUAGAGAUUGUUCGAAACGAUCGCACUCUGGAGCAGAUAGUCUUUCCCAUUCCCGAGAUCUGUGAAUACCUGACCACGGACACCAAAAUUAAAAUCCUCAACACCGCAGAACGGGACGACCAGGGAUCCAAAGUGGCGGACUUCUUUGACAAGGCAGAGGAAAUGUUUAACGAGAUGAAAUGGCAAAAGAAGCUAAGAAGUCAACCCUUACUAUUUUGGAUAAGCAGUUACAUGUCUCUUUGGAGCAACAUCCUCUUUAACUGUGUUGUCGUUAUCAAUAUGAUUGUGGCCUUCUUCUAUCCCUUUGAUAAUACUGUGCCAGAGCUUAGUUCCCACAUCUCCUUGCUGUUCUGGAUCAUAACGAUAUUCUCACUUGUUAUUGUGCUAACGCUACCCCGGGAGUCUGGAAUUAGAACCUUCAUAGGCUCCGUCAUCCUUCGAUUUAUCUUUUUACUGGGGCCGGAGUCCACUCUCUGCUUACUGGGAGUCGUCACGGUGACCCUAAAAAGCGUUCACAUAGUGAGCAUAAUGGGCAACAAGGGCACUCUGGAGAAGCAGCUAAUUAAAAUUAUAACUGACUUUCAGUUACUUUACCACUGUAUUUAUAUAGCAUUUUGCUUCUGCGGUCUCAUAUUCCAUCCCUUUUUCUACUCAUUGCUGCUCUUUGAUGUGGUCUAUCGGGAGGAGACCCUGGUCAAUGUUAUUCGAUCCGUGACCCGAAAUGGUCGCUCUAUCGUGCUGACAGCUGUCCUGGCUCUGAUUCUGGUCUACCUCUUCUCGAUCAUUGGCUACAUGUUCUUCAAGGAUGACUUUCUGGUCAGCGUUGACUUCGAGGAGCAAGACAAUGCAUCGCCUCCGUCUGUCCCUUUGACUCUAUCUGUGCCGGUAUCGGGAGAUUCCUGUUCUGCUCCCGAUGAUCUGGGCAACUGCCAGGCAGCCAAGGACAUGGCACCACCGAGUGCUGGUGGCGGUGAAGUGAAGGAGCGUUCCUGCGACUCGCUGGUCAUGUGCAUAGUAACCACACUCAACCAGGGUUUGCGAAAUGGCGGCGGCAUUGGUGACAUACUCAGGGCGCCUUCAAGCAAGGAGGGCUUGUUUGUGGCACGUGUAAUUUACGACCUACUAUUCUUCUUUAUUGUCAUUAUCAUUGUCCUAAACCUGAUAUUUGGUGUCAUCAUCGACACCUUCGCCGAUCUGAGAUCGGAAAAGCAGCAAAAGGAGGCCAUCCUGAAGACCACCUGUUUCAUCUGCUCACUCAAUCGAUCUGCCUUCGACAACAAGACCGUGAGCUUCGAAGAGCACAUCAAGAGCGAGCACAACAUGUGGCACUAUCUGUACUUCAUCGUCCUUGUAAAAGUGAAGGACCCCACUGAGUUCACUGGCCCCGAGAGCUAUGUAUAUGCGAUGGUCAAGGCCGGUAUCCUGGAGUGGUUCCCGCGCCUGCGUGCCAUGUCGCUAGCGGCUGUGGACGCCGAUGGGGAGCAAAUCGAGCUGCGCAGCAUGCAGGCACAGCUUUUAGACACCCAGCUGCUCAUUAAGAACCUGUCCACCCAACUACACGAACUUAAGGAUCACAUGACAGAGCAGCGGAAGCAGAAGCAGCGAUUGGGAUUGCUUAACACAACGGCGAACAGUCUCCUGCCGUUUCAGUGAGUCUGUAGGAAAUAGAAUAGUAUACUAGUUUCGGCACAUCAUUUUGGUAAACAUUCCUUGUGAACCCAAAGGUAUUGGCCCCCUUCGCCACAUUUAUCCUAUUCGAAACACAUUCUCAAUAUAUUCACUGCGGGACGAACAAGAUCGCACGUAUUCAAAAAAUUAAAUCUCCAAGAAUCGUUCAAUAUCCCGAUUAAUAACCAAAAAUCAUUCUGUAUUAGAUUCGAAUUCCAACACCCACACAUACAUUUUCUCAAAUAUCAUGCUCGAUAGAAUUCUACAAACUUAACAAAUGGAGUACAUUAUUAUGUAGUAAACUCACUCAGAGAACUUAGGGCUGUUAACAUGUUGAUUAGUGGGCGUGUUAGGCAUUUUUACAACCUUAAAAGUCUUUACCUUAACUCUCCUCGAUGACUCUGUAAUACCUGAAGCUAGAACCUAGACCUAUGUAAUUAACUUAAAAAGGAUCGCAGAGCGACCUCAAAACAAUUUUGAAGAAUGUUUUAUCUUGUAUUAAAUUAAAUAUAUUAUUUAAUUGUUAAUACUGUAUGAAUGAAUUUUAAUAAGUUUAAAAUGCAAGCAGAACUACUUGAAAAUCUAAAUAUUGUGAUUACCUUUUUAUAUGUUUUUUUCGUUUAUCAUUUCUGAAUGAUUUACUUAGUACUCGAAGCGAGUUGUGUUGGUUAAAUUCGUUCUAAGCUAACAGUUAGAGUAUACAUCCUAAGCGAAACUACACUAUUGUUAAGAGAAUCUUUAUAUCUUUACGUGUAAAGUGGAAUAUAUCUUUGAAAUAAAUACUAUCAAAUUAA